AUGAGGACUCGAAAGCAGAAGAGGAUUUAUUUUUCUCAUUCAAGUAGUUCUGAAGAUGAAGGAUAUGACUCAACGUACUCAGACCCUGACUACACAAUUAUUAGGCGACAAAGAAGAUGUAGAAGCAACAAUGUGGGCUCAUCAUCAUCAAACGCUCCAACGCAAAUGGCAGAUCGUACUGUUCAAAUGGAGGGAACAGCACCUGAAAUAGAAAGCUCUAGCAAAUCAAAUAAUGGUAGUGCUAUUGAGAGGAGACGUGGACGUCGUCAAAAUAAUGGGGGUGAACAAGGACCACCAUCUAGACAACCAAGUAAUCGACUCCUAGCAAGGACAACUAGGAGAAGUAGAAGCUCAGACUUGCAUCAAACGCCGAGUACUUCCAACAAUAGCAGCGAAGUACUUUCAAGCAAAAAAACAGUCCUGUCAUGGUUGAUUGACAAGGAGAUUAUUCAAAAAAAUGAGCAAGUUUGGUACAUGGAUGAGAGCCACAAUGUUGUGCUUCAAAAGGGAAAGAUUACUCCGGCUGGUGUGCUUUGUUGUUGCUGUGACAAAGUGAUUACAGUUGAUGAGUUUGAGAGUCAUGCCCAAAGACGUGACCUCAAGGGGCCAUAUGACAACAUUUAUCUCGUUAGAUUGCAGAGUUAUCUAUUAUCCAUUAUGGUAAAGGCAUUGCAACGAGAGGAUGAAGUCACAUUCAAUCUCAUUCAACUACAUACAAUUGCGUCAGAUAGAAAUGAUGACGCCUGCAUUAAUGUACCCCAAGGAGAUUGGCUAUGUCCUCGCUGUGUUUGCAAAUUUUGUGGUGCUGGCAGCAAUACAGAAUGCUUAGAAUGUGAAAUGAAAUAUCACGAGGAAUGUCUUCUGGAAACAAAAGACAUAGAUCUCAAUUGUCCAACUGCAUUUUGCAGCAACAUCUGUGGGGAGAUAUAUACGAAGCUUCAAAAGAUAGCGGGAGUAAGAAAUGAACUAGAUAAUGGUUAUUCUUGCACUCUCCUGCAAUGGAUGCCAGCAUGGACGACGUCUAAAAGUGGUAAUGAUAUGCGCAAAAUGGUCGAAUGCAACUGCAAAAUUGCAGUAGCAUGGACCGUCAUGGAUGAAAUCUUUUUACCCAACAUUGAUCGGUUUACCACAAUAAAUAUUAUCCAGAGUGUCGUCUAUAAUCGUGGGUCUAAUUUAGUUCGGUUAAAUUUUGGACGUUUUUUCACUGCUGUGUUGGAACACAAUGAUGAAAUUAUAUCAGUCGCAUCCUUAAGGGUGCAUGGAAACAAGCUAGCUGAGAUGCCAUUUGUUGGAACCUGUGAAAAGUACAGGGGCAAAGGAAUGCUGCAGAAACUACUUACUGCCCUAGAAUCUGCCCUUUGCUUUCUGAAAGUGGAAAAUCUUGUGAUUCCAUCAGUACCUGAGCUUGUUCCAAUGUGGAAGGAAAAGUACAGCUUUUCCCCCAUCAGCAAUAGCUUGAUGAAGGAUUUAAUCUUCACCAACACACUGAUGUUUCCAACUGCUGUCAGACUUCAAAAAUCCUUAGCGCUACAACCCACAGACCCAAUCGAUGCAGAUGAUGAUAAAUUGAACAGAGUCGCACUUCCAGACCUGAAUCUUGCACCCCCAGAAGACGAUCUUAAUUAA
Mangifera indica (mango) is the source of this 1626-nucleotide messenger RNA. Its product is annotated as increased DNA methylation 1-like. Lineage: Eukaryota; Viridiplantae; Streptophyta; Magnoliopsida; Sapindales; Anacardiaceae. Gene Ontology annotation, molecular function: transcription corepressor activity. The record is from RefSeq and is a predicted model, not a curated record. Gene Ontology annotation, biological process: negative regulation of DNA-templated transcription. The transcript is spliced from 8 exons. Bases 1 to 1626 code for a protein of 541 amino acids.